CACAGUAAACUGAUUCCUUGAAUAGCAGAGCAGCCUAUUAUAGUAUCUAAUCUAUUUCUAUAACCCUGGAAAAAUAUUGUCAGUACUCCAGGAAUCCUGAUUUGUUCAGUGACCAGGAAGUAUGUUUCGGAUGCUUUUGAGUUUUACUAAACCAUAGCCUUCCCAAUUGCCUUUAAAGGACUAUGUACCCCCAUCUAAAUAUGGGCAUGAGCUCGCGAUGGAUUUCAAGGAAUGUCCGAGCACCACAAACCAGGGCUAAUAGUCCAUCGCGUCUCGCCCUGCUCCUCGAGUUUCUUUCAACAUCCAGAAAGGCUUCAAUUUGACUCCUUUUUGUCCUCCAUCUACUAUUUCUAUUUUAUUCACAUUUGACUGGUAAAGUAAGUCAAAAACGCACGGAUAACGUUAUCUUCAGCAUAUUCUUCUGAAAUCUGCGUUAAUACUGACAGCGACCAUGUCAAGGAGGAAAGUGAAGGGACUCACUAAAACCGGCAGACAGGUGAGUGAGGACCCGGAACUCGACAGUUUACUGUCAAACCUGUCGACUGCAGAAAUGGAAGAGUUGGAGAAAGAGGUGUCGGUUGUUCCCGAUCCAGAUCCGAGUGAAAUUAUCGUUGUGGACCAAACGGAUUUAAAACCAAGCGCUCCGGUUAGAAAGGAAUCGCAACUGAGCAGCCAGACCGACGACUUCAAAUCCCGCUUCCAGAGAAACCUGACAACUGAGGUAGAGCCGAAGAAGGAGAGCCGGAAGCAAGAGUAUCUGCGUAAGAUGGGCCUGAGCCAAGAGAAAAAUAUCUCUGCAUCUGACAGCAGAGAUGGAGGACUUCAGAGGACGUCCUCCACCUCUUCCUUCCCUAAACGUGAUGGUAGAUUGGAGGACAGGACCCGCAGAGUCACAGAAGGCACCAGAGAUGAAAAAUUCGGCCCAUCUGCUGUUUCCAAGAGAGACGAGGAGAUUGAGAAAAAAAAUGACACAAAGGACCAAAACGAUGGGAGUAGAUUAAGAGACAGAAGAGAGAUGAGAGAAAGUAGCAGCAGCAAAACCAAAGAAUUAAUUUCCAAGCUUCAAGAGAAAAAGGAGGAUAGUAAAGAGAAAAAUAAAAAAGAAGACAGAGGGAAGAGGGAAUCUGGAGAAAGUAGAGCAAAGGAGAUGAUUUCUAGGAUACAAGAGAAAGAGGAGAAGGAACGGGAGAAAAAGGAAGAGAUUAGAAAGAGAGAGGAGACUAAGAGUAAAGGCUAUUUAUCCAGGUUAGAGGAGAAUCAAAAUCAGGUUCAUGAAGACAAGACGAAAGAAGAGAAUAAGCACAGGGAUGAAAAACAAAUAAGGUCAAGCGAAAAGGUAAAAGAGACUACUGCAUUGUCUGAAAAUAAAGAGAAAGAAUCUGAAAAUGUAAAAAGGCUUCAGGAAUGCAAUGCAAAAUCAAGUGACAAAGGAAGAGGGGAUGUUCAGAAACACAAUGAAAAUGUAAAUGAAGUUCAUAAACCAAAAGAAGAGAAAAUUGAAAACUGUGUCUCGGACACUAUUUUGAAAGGUAAGACCAAAGAGGAGGAAGAAGAUGACGAGUCAGCCAGCAUGUUUGAUGAAGAUCUGGAAAAAGUUCGUCGCAAUGACCCAGGCAUGACUGAUCUCAACGUGAACAAUUCUGAGGUCAUAAAAACCAAAACUCUUAUUCAGUUCUCUGAGGCAUUGAAAAACAACACGCACAUCAAAGCAUUUUCUUUGGCAAACUGUCGCGCUGAUGACCAUGUGGCUUACGCUAUUGCUGACACCUUACGCAACAACAAAAGCAUCACUAGCAUCAAUCUGGACUCCAAUCUUCUUACUAGCAAAGGCAUCAUGUCUCUGAUUCAAGCCCUUCAACACAACUCCACACUCACUGAGCUACGUUUCCACAACCAGCGACACAUUAUCGGAGGAAAAUCUGAGAUGGAGAUGACCAAAAUUUUGAAAGAAAAUACCACUCUACUAAAACUAGGUUAUCACUUUGAGUUAGCUGGACCUCGUAUGACCAUGACCAAUAUUCUUAGUCGGAAUAUGGACCGUCAGCGGCAAAAACGGCUCCAGGAGCAGAAGCAAGCUCAAGCACAAGGAGCUGGAGACAAGAAAGAUUCAUUAGGAGUUCCAAAACCCAGCUUUGGUAAAGGCUCCCCCAGAGCAUCACCAAUACCUUCACCCAUACCGUCACCUGCUCCGUCACCCAAGUUGACUCAUAAGAAAAGGGUAAGUGGGCUUGUUGGUGGACCACCACCUCCUCCACCACCACCUGGAGGACCACCGCCACCUCCACCACCAAUGCUGGACGGAGACUUUCUGAAGAACUCCUUAACGCCUGUGUCUCAGAGGAAGCUGGACGACAGGAGUGGAGGAAGAGGAGCAGCUCAAAACACACGGGACCAACUUCUAGCUUCCAUUAGGAACAGCAAUGUUAAGCAGCUCAAAAAGGUUGCAGUACCAAAGCUUUUGCAGUAAGUGCAAAGAGAUAGAUGUGGAUAAAGAAAAAGCCAGGAAUGAAAGGACAGACAUCUCACAGACCUUGAGAAGAUCAUUGCUCAGAAUCUUCCAUACAGAGUCUUACUACAGUUAAGAGGACAGGCAAAG
This is a messenger RNA of Danio rerio (zebrafish), 2596 nucleotides long. The record is from RefSeq and is a predicted model, not a curated record. NCBI's taxonomy places the organism in Eukaryota, Metazoa, Chordata, Actinopteri, Cypriniformes, Danionidae.